UACAAUCCACUGAUCAGUGUAUACCAGAUAGUGAGAAUCCUUAUAUGGUCCUUCGAGCUAGAGAGAAAACUUCUCAAUAUUGGUCCUUCGAGCCGGAUAGGAAAAACUUCUUAACAAUUGGUCCUUCGAGCCAGAUAAGUGUGCUUACCACAGAAGAAGGAUGUCAGAACAACCCUCCAGCGAGUUUUCGCGCCCACGACGCAGAACUCAGCCCCCAUCCCACCUUAAAGACUAUGAGGUGCAAUACUCUACACAGCAUUUACGUGAACAAGAGGAGGAAACGCAGCAAAACACAACGAGAGAUGAAUCUCCUGUUUUAACCCCAGAUGAUAGUGAUUCUCCUCCCUCUAGUUCAUAUGCUAAUGACAUUGACACAAUUACGGGAGCUACUAGCGCUCACCAUUCAGAUGUUAACACACAGCCUUUUGAAAGUGAUGAAGAGGAGAAGCCUUUGUUACAACCAGACGAGGCUGCACCCUCAUCCGUCAGGCAUAAUCCAAAGUUUCAAGACCUGGAGAAGAUAGUUAGGCAACUGUAUGAAAAUCAAGUGGCCUUUCAGGGGGAACUCCGAGAACUUAAGGUCCUUGUCAAGGACAUACGAAAUCUAUCCAUGAAUCCGCAGUCGGCUCAGCUGGUUCCCCGACCACAGCCAUGGAGACUCCAGUCCCUUUGCCCAGAACUAUCUUUAAAUCACCCGAGGCAGCGGUGCCAGAGCCUUAUAUUCCACAACCUAGUCCCCGCAUAUCCCAAGUGCCCCCUAGCAUUCCACAGUCAAUUCCACAGGCAUCCUCCUGUAACAGCACAGCUCCGGCCCCUAUGACACUUGCAUCCACUUCAAGCUUAAAAGGUUUAGAAAAAUCUGGAGCUGCAAGUACAUGUGAAUCACAUAACAUAGCCUUUACACUGUCAAAAGCAUGUUGGCAAUCUGUAGUCCAAACAAAGGGUUUGGAGGCACUAAGCAAGGAUGUAAGGGAUGCAACAACAGUAGAAACAUUUUUACAAAAACUACGAUAGUAUCCUGCCAUACCAAGAAAUCUCCAUAACUCUUGACGCGUUGAAGGCGCAGGAAAAUUUA
Messenger RNA from Silurus meridionalis, 1075 nucleotides. RefSeq lists its product as uncharacterized. The transcript has 2 exons. The record is from RefSeq and is a predicted model, not a curated record. Lineage: Eukaryota; Metazoa; Chordata; Actinopteri; Siluriformes; Siluridae. The coding region runs from base 161 to 820 and encodes 219 amino acids.